This is a messenger RNA of Linum tenue, 683 nucleotides long. Lineage: Eukaryota; Viridiplantae; Streptophyta; Magnoliopsida; Malpighiales; Linaceae. The record is from the annotation of a GenBank genome assembly.
AUGAAAAGAGCAAGCCUUGCCGGCAUCACGACCACCACCAUUUUCUACAUCCUAUGCGGUUGCGUCGGCUACCCAGCAUUUGGAAACGACGCCCCAGACAACUUCCUCACCGGGUUCGGCUUCUACGAGCCUUUCUGGUUGAUCGACAUCGCUAACAUCUGCAUAGCAAUCCACCUUGUAGGCGCCUACCAGGUCUUCUGCCAGCCCGUAUUCAGCUUUGUGGAGAGCAGCUGCCUGAAGAAAUGGCCGGAAAACAAGUUCAUCACGAGGGAGCACCCCAUCACCGUUCCAUUCGUGGGAACGCUCUACCUCAAUUUGUUCAGGCUCGUCUGGAGGUCUGCAUACGUCGUAGUGACAGUAGUCCUGGCGAUGAUCUUUCCAUUCUUCAACGACUUUCUGGGGCUCAUCGGGGCAGCAUCCUUCUGGCCAUUGACCGUCUAUUUCCCCGUAGAGAUGUACAUUGCCAGGGCCAAGAUCCCCAAGUUCUCCAUCACGUGGACAUGGCUGAAAAUAUUGAGCUGGACAUGCCUGGCAGUGUCGCUUGUUGCAGCGGCUGGAUCUGUGGAAGGCCUAAUCCAGUCUGUGAAAAUAUACCAACCUUUCAAAAGUGGAGAAUAAAGAAACUUACUAUCUUCACCCUUCACCAUUAAUUCGUGCUUAGGAAUGAGAGGAAAGGAUCUGGG